Molecule: messenger RNA, 4209 nt
Organism: Oncorhynchus kisutch (coho salmon)
Lineage: Eukaryota; Metazoa; Chordata; Actinopteri; Salmoniformes; Salmonidae
Product: sodium-dependent lysophosphatidylcholine symporter 1-B
Exons: 14
Coding region: 153-1760 (535 amino acids)
Biological process (GO): carbohydrate transport; lipid transport across blood-brain barrier; fatty acid transport
Cellular component (GO): plasma membrane
Molecular function (GO): lysophospholipid:sodium symporter activity; fatty acid transmembrane transporter activity
Source: RefSeq, a predicted model, not a curated record
GCUACAUCAUGGUACACUCCUAGUCGUAAACUUUCACAUGUGUAGUCUGAACGGAUCUCACAAGGUGUAACCGAUUUGUGUUUUAAAACGACGUUUACAUUUUUUUUUAAGUAUCAUAUUUGUUUUUCAAACGGUUAUUUAUCCGUAAAGUGAUGGCAAAAGGAGAAGGCGCCGAUCAAUAUUCCAACAAUAGUUUAUUAACGAAUAAACCGGUCAACCCAGAUGUGGUCAAAUUAGCUGGGAAGCGUGAGCAGUGCGACAGGUUGUCCAUAUGCAACAAGCUGUGCUAUGCGGUGGGAGGAGCGCCCUAUCAGAUCACAGGCUGUGCGCUGGGCUUCUUCCUCCAGAUAUACCUACUGGAUGUGGCACAGUUGGACCCAUUCUAUGCGUCGAUCAUCCUGUUCGUGGGGAGGGCCUGGGAUGCUGUGACGGACCCGAUCAUAGGCUUCAUGGUCUCCCGCUCUCCCUGGACACGCUUCGGACGAAUGCUGCCAUGGAUCCUGUUCUCCACUCCUCUAGCCGUGGUCAGUUACUUCCUCAUCUGGUAUGUUCCUGUGAUUGAGAAUGGGAAGGUCAUCUGGUACCUGGUCUUCUACUGCCUCUUCCAGACCCUUCAGACAUGUUUCCAUGUGCCCUACUCGGCUCUCACCAUGUUCAUCAGUGAAGAUCAGAAGGAGAGGGACUCUGCCACUGCUUACAGAAUGACGGUGGAGGUUCUGGGUACUGUGAUUGGCACAGCCGUCCAGGGUCAGAUUGUGGGCAUGGCCAACCCACCCUGUAUCCCCGUAGCCCCCGGCGACAAUAUAACAACAGAGGGCCUGAACUCCUCCCUGCUGCUGGGACAGGAAGUUAACACCACGGUCAUCUCUCCCGGUAUCACCCUGGACCAGACGAAAACAGCCUACAUGAUAGCUUCCGGCGCCAUCUGUUCCAUCUACGUGCUCUGUGCCGUGGUGCUGUUCUUCGGAGUCAAAGAGAAGAAAGAGUCGUCUCGCCCUCGGUCAGAGCUCAUGUCGUUCUGGCAGGGUAUUGGGCUGGUGAUGGGUCAUGGACCUUACGUCAGGCUGGUGAUGGGCUUCCUCUUCACCUCAUUGGCCUUCAUGCUCCUGGAAGGGAACUUUGCUCUGUUCUGCUGCUACACUCUGGGCUUUAGGAACGACUUCCAGAACAUUCUCCUGGUCAUCAUGCUCGCUGCGAUGCUCACCAUACCUUUCUGGCAGUGGUUCCUCACCAAGUUUGGCAAGAAGAACGCCGUGUACAUCGGCACCUCGUCUGUGAUCCCCUUCAUGAUCCUGGUGGUGUGUGUGAAGAGUAAUCUCAUCAUUACCUACAUGGUGUCGUUCGCUGCCGGGGUCGGAGUCGCUGCUGCCUUCCUGUUGCCGUGGUCCAUGCUGCCAGAUGUGGUAGAUGACUUCCAGGUCCAGAACCCAGACUCUCGGGGUCACGAAGCCAUCUUUUAUUCCUUCUAUGUCUUCUUCACCAAGUUUGCCUCUGGAAUCUCUCUGGGGAUCUCCACUCUCAGCUUGGAUUUUGCAGGGUAUAUGACUCGAGGUUGCACCCAGCCUGAGAACGUGGAUAUAACCCUGAAGGUUCUGGUCUCCGCGGCGCCCAUAGGACUCAUUCUGAUUGGCCUGGUCUUAUUCCGCUCUUAUCCAAUCGACGAAGAGAGGAGGCAGUGCAACAGGAAGCUUCUUCAGGAGCAACGGGAAAAUGAAGUCGACUCAGAAACAGACUCCACAGAACUGACCAACAUGGUGUAGAUUCUAGAACACUCAUGGACCACUGGAGUGACACGGUUGCUUGCACCGGGGUGGGGCUGACGAGGGCUGGACCUAUCACGACGGAGAUACUGCUUUACCAUCCAAUCACACUGCUGCUCACGUGUCUCAGAGCACGUGUCGUCAUGACGAUGUGCCAUGGCAAGGAAUCCUAAAAAGGAGUGACCUUCCUGGUUCAAUUCCCAGCCCACUUAAGCUGUGACAAACUCAGAAAUAGUUUUGGGUGCAGUCUCAAAAGGCAACCGAUUUCAAAGUGCGAGACUCAAUAGACUACUGUAAAACACAGCCUUUAGUUGUUGUCCAUGAAUGUUGCACAAAACCUUAAUGUGAUGUGUACCAUUUUUGUGUGUGUGUGUGUAUUUUGCCAAUGUUGAAUAUUUCUGUCUUAACUUAAUCUAGCGUGGGUACUAGUUUCAAAAGCCCAAGACUUUUUAGAACAAUCUACUACUCCCCCCCCCCCCCCCCCCCUCAAGUGUGAAACCUGAGCGACCAUCUUUCUAUGGUGAAGAUGACCGUCAACAAAAUGGCCCAAUGGUUUGCUUUUUUUUUUCCUUCUCGGUUUACAUUUCGGUUAAAAAGGUUUUUAAAAAAACAACAACAAAAGCCAGACUAAUUAUUUUGGUAGAGAGAGAUAUAGAACAUUUCUACAACACGUGUUUCUACAGACUUUAGUUUGGUACAGUCAUGUACAAAACAAGUCAGAACCCUAUCUAGCAUUGAAAGAUUCACAAUGUGAUUUUUGUCGGGUUUUUUGUUGUUGAAAGGUUUAAGACCUUGUCUACUAUUUGACACUACGAUGGAGUUCUCUUGUCAUGGAUUCCUUUUUGUGUUUUACAAUGUUUCCUUCCUCACGUUUCAUUGGCUCAUUCAACAGGGGUGAGCCAGGAUGCCAAGGGGAGGGACCUACCUGAAUUUGUCCAAUAGUAACUCCUUUUGUUGCAAAACAUUUUAGCUACGGUGUGCACCAAUUUUUUUAAAUUUAUUUUACCUUUAUUUAACCAGGCAAGUCAGUUAAGAACACAUUCUUAUUUUCAAUGACGGCCUGGGAACAGUGGGUUAACUGCCUGUUCAGGGGCAGAACAACAGAUUUGUACCUUGUCAGCUCGGGGGUUUGAACUCGCAACCUUCCGGUUACUAGUCCAAUGCUCUAACCACUAGGCUACGCUGCCGCCCCAAUGAAUACACCCAAGUAAUGCCGAGAUGAGAUUUGGUCCCAACUGCAACACUGUAGGUAAAAGAUGUUUCAAAAACACUAGUUCUUAGUCUCACCAUUAAACCAGAACCACUAUAGCACAAUAAUUGUUAACCAAACUAUUUGACACAGUCUGUACAAUCUAUCAUGUAUUUAAGUUUGUUUUUUUACAGCUAGUCAUUAACUUAGUGUUGGGCAAACCCAUAACGACAGCUAGUACUAAUCUAGAAAGAUUAAAGUAUAUGAGUAAAAAUGUAUUUGUCUGAUUUAAGAGAAGUCCUUUUCAGGUUGCUGUUGCGUUCUGAAUGUUCUCAACUUUGUGUAUUAUAUUAUCAAAACCUGUUCAUUUUUACAAUCCAUUUUAUUUAAAAACAACAACAUUGAAUUCUCAACCUUGUCUCUUUACGAAGGACAUGUCUUUUUAAAGACGAGGGAAGAAUACAAAAGUCAAAGUAUUGGAAAAUGGAGUGAAGUCUUGAGUUUAAUGUAUUGAAAGUGUCUACCAUGUCACGUAUCUAAAUUGACCUGGGGAGAGGAGGGGAGGGGGGGGGGGGGGAGGGGGGGGGGGAGAAAGAUAUUUAUAACAGUACUGUGGACAAGAUAAUCCUACAUUUCAUGUCAUAUUAUACACAAACACACAGUGAAUACACGUUGAGCAGUGCCUUCAACCGUUAUGAAAGGGAAGUCCUGUUGGAUGUCUCUCGUGGUCAAGUUCUGGUCUAAUGCACUUGGGGGUGUAUUCAUUACUGUUGCAAAAAAAAAAUGUUCUGAAUAUGGAAGCGAAUGGAAUGAAACGGAGGGAUCUGCCUGGAUCUGUAACUGAAUACUCCCCCAGAGUUGGCGGACAUCUUGAGAGCCGGAAGAGGGAGAAAGGUGACAAAUCCAGCUUCAGUCACCAGAUCCCCCACCCCACCCCACCCACCUCACCCACAUUCUUAUCUGAUCAGUCUCCUACAAAUGGGAAAACGUGUCAUUUUCUAUUGAUUGGAUUGGAGAUGGAGAGGCAGUGAUAGCCAAAUGUUUCAGCUCUGAUCCAAAUGGGAAUAUCACUAUAGAUCACAGACACAGAGAGCUCAGACCACACCCUGUAUAAAACGCUGCCUCCUGUGCAUAAUGUAAAUAUUCAAUGUGAGUAAAAGUUUGAAAUAUCUUUGUUGACAGAAACUGUUGUGAACUGGUAUUCAUUGAUGUACUUAUUUAAAGAGUUGUUACAUUGAAUAAAUACUAAUUCAGACAGUA